This is a messenger RNA of Drosophila erecta, 1093 nucleotides long. RefSeq lists its product as uncharacterized. The transcript has 6 exons. NCBI's taxonomy places the organism in Eukaryota, Metazoa, Arthropoda, Insecta, Diptera, Drosophilidae. The record is from RefSeq and is a predicted model, not a curated record. The coding region runs from base 95 to 850 and encodes 251 amino acids.
GUUGCAUUUAACUGCAGCGCAUUCCACGCAGAGAACUCAUAGUUCUGUCGAUCGUCGGAAGUUGUAGACGUAAGCACCUGACGAGAUCUGCGAGAUGUUGCCGCUCCAAUUCGUUUUGCUGGGCUGUCUGUUCAUCGCACAGGGGCUUUGCCACACUCUGCCGGAGCCUAAGGUAAGGGUGCCUCGCGAAACCAUCAACAUUCCGACGCAUCUGUUCAAGCCCGUGGACCCGAUAUCGAGCAACGAACCUAUUUCAGAUAGAUCUUCCGUAAAUGGCGGAAAUGGGACAGCCUUGGCUGAUGGACACAAUGAUGUCGAGUUUUUAGAAAGAUCCAGCGGAGAAGUGGAAGAAGUGACCGCCUCCUACGAAGAGGAGGACCUUCCAGUCCGACCCAACCCAUUUCGGCCUCGACCAUUUUUCCCUCAGAACCCUCCCCGAACAAGCGGUUUCCGCAUUCCUCAACCCAACCUCGACAAUGCAUUCCAAUCGGAUUACAAUGUGGGUCCCAGAGGCAGCGGCUUCAGCAACAGACCUUUUCCGAGUUCCCCGGAUUUCCGUGGCAGAGGCAUCCGACCAGUUCCUGACACGCCAUUCCGCGACCCAAACUCGGGAGUCUGGACGUCUGGACCAGUACCUAUACCAUCUAGUGGUUCCAUGAUCCCCCUGUUUUCCGGAGGACCCAGUAUGUCGGCUGGUAGUAGUGGACCCCUUGGCUCCGGAGGCUCUUUGAACAACUUUUACCGGACCGAAUCCUAUAGCUACUCCUCUGACGGCAGAGGACCUCCGCAGAUCGAGCGGGAUGUGUACGACUCGCGGGAUGGAUUUGGAUCAUCUUACCGCAACUUUUAACCUCUUUCCUAGUGGAAACUAAUGAAUGAAUGUCAAAGCUGAUAGUUGACGUCUUCUGAGUUCUGGAAUAACUAGUUGAGGCUGCCAGAGAUUAUACCGGCUUGUCAGUCUAAUGUAAAUAUUCUUUUCAUUAGGAAUAAUUCAUUAUUCUUCUUGCUUGUUAGUUUAUUUAUUAGACUAAAGAAUAGUUCUGUUGAAUAGGAAUCAUAGAAGGCAGUAAACUAUUGAUGGAAGCAAUUGAAA